AUGCGGACGCGGUGUCUAAUCCUUUCUUCUUGGGGACUGUGGAGACCCCUCGCUUUCUCAGUGAACUGGACGCAGUUGUGCAGCACUACACCGUCCGCCUGGAGUCUCUUUGAGGCCCCCCUUAUACCCCAAUCUCAAACAGUAGGCCUGCAGCAGCAGCAGCAGCAGCAGCAGCAGCAACAGCAGCAGCAGCAGCAGCAGCAGAAGCAGAAGCAGCAAGCAGAAGCAGAAGCAGAAGCAGCAGCAGCAGAAGCAGGAGCAGCAGCAGCAGCAGCAGCAGCAGCAGCAGCAGAAGCAGCAGCAGCAGAAGCAGCAGCAGCAGAAGCAGCAGCAGAAGCAGAAGCAGCAGUAGCAGCAGAAGCAGCAGCAGAAGCAGAAGCAGCAGCACCAGCAGCAGAAGCAAAGCAGAAGCAGCAGCAGCAGCAGCAGCAGCAGCAGCAGCAGCGGGAGUGGCAGCAGCAGGAGUAG
This is a messenger RNA of Eimeria mitis, 468 nucleotides long. RefSeq lists its product as uncharacterized. Lineage: Eukaryota; Apicomplexa; Conoidasida; Eucoccidiorida; Eimeriidae. Bases 1 to 468 code for a protein of 155 amino acids. The transcript is spliced from 4 exons. The record is from RefSeq and is a predicted model, not a curated record.